Oncorhynchus tshawytscha (Chinook salmon) is the source of this 1081-nucleotide messenger RNA. RefSeq names its product golgin subfamily A member 6-like protein 22. The transcript has 4 exons. The record is from RefSeq and is a predicted model, not a curated record. Bases 281 to 649 code for a protein of 122 amino acids. NCBI's taxonomy places the organism in Eukaryota, Metazoa, Chordata, Actinopteri, Salmoniformes, Salmonidae.
UGUAGUCCAUGAGAGGGAUGUGAUGAUGAAAUUCUGUAAUCCGUGAGGGGGAUGUGAUGAUGUCAUUCUGUAGUCCGUGAGGGGGAUGUGAUGAUGUCAUUCUAUAGUCCAUGAGAGGGAUGUGAUGAUGUAAUUCUGUAGUCCAUGAGAGGGAUGUGAUGAUGAAAUUCUGUAAUCCGUGAGAGGGAUGUGAUGAUGUCAUUCUGUAGACCAUGAGAGGGAUGUGAUGUUGUCAUUCUGUAGUCCAUGGGAGGGAUGUGAUGAUGUCAUUCUGUAGUCCAUGAGAGGGAUGUGUAAGGAGGAGGACUAUGCGUUCCUGGGAGAGAAGGGGAAAAGCCACAAGGAGACAGACACGCUGGGAGAAGACUGGAAGGAAGACAAAGUGGAGAGGGUGCGGCGGCGUCGGGAGCGAGUGCAGCAGGAGCAGGACAGAAUCCGAGACCUGGAGGAGAGUAGGAAGGAAAAGGAGCAGCUGUGGCGUCAUCAUGUAGCAGAGUUGGCCUCCACUCAGGAACAAAGACUCAGAGAAAGACUGGCACGACUCCGUCGCUUCAGGGACUUCCAGAGGAGUGUGCUAGCAGAGGAGAUGUCCCUCCAGACAGACUCUGAGUCCAGCCAAGCCCUGGACCAGCUGCUUACCAGGAUCUAGACAACAUAGACCUGCAGGAAAGACCCAUUUCACAACCAGUUCACAGACAACCUGUCCCUUCUAAUCAGUAUAUAUAUCUAUAGUCAUCUCUCUCCACUUGUCUGCUGUUCAGUCUACAGAGUGAUCUAGACUGUAUAGAUCUAUAGUCAUCUCUCUGUAUUAAUAAUAGGAGCAGUAUUAGUAAUAGGAGCUGUAUUAGUAAUAGGAGCUGUAUUAGUAAUAGGAGCUGUAUUAGUAAUAGGAGCUGUAUUAGUAAUAGGAGCUGUAUUAGUAAUAGGAGCUGUAGAAGCUGUAAUAGUAAUAGGAGCUGUAUUAGUAAUAGGAGCUGUAUUAGUAAUAGGAGCUGUAUUAGUAAUAGGAGCUGUAUUAGUAAUAGGAGCUGUAUUAGUAAUAGGAGCUGUAUUAGUAAUAGGAGCUGUAUUAGUAGUAGAU